AUGGGCUCCGGGAUGGCUUGUACCUUCGAGUUCGUCAUCGACGCCGGCGACAGAGCCCCCUCAUCAAUUGGUGUCGUCUGUGGAGAACCUGCUUGUUCAAGGCACCUCAUCGGCUAUUCCGAUCGUGUCGGCUACAUCUUCGCCGGCAUCGUCAUCACCAUCGGCGCCAUCGUCGCCGAUCUUAGAGGACCCGAUCUGUUUCGGGUCAUUCGAGUUCACCCCCACGCCUUCGCAUCGCAUUCGUCCUUCUCGGGCCUGCACGGUGGAAUGGACCUGACAUUCGGGAGCGUCCACCUCAAUAUCAGCGCUGGUGGUGUUUCGCGGCUUCCGGAACCGAUCACUUCUGGCCUUGCAGUAAUUGCAAGUUCAUCGACUGCAACAUCCACCACUUCAUCACCAACCGCGGCUGACUUAUCGGCUGCUACUUCAACAACCACUGCAUCAACAUCGUCAAUUACGUCGGCUCCGUCAUCGCCAUCGGCUUCAUCAUCACGCCGCACCACGUCCACUAUGUCUGUUGGGUUUGAUGACUCUGAGUCAUCAGAUCUAACAUUAUACUACUGCCUCGACUGCGACACUAGGCACGAGCUCGGCUCGGACGGUUCUCCCUUCGUGUGUGGCAUCAAGUACUCCUCUGAUGAAGAAAGCAUCGGCAAACACGACGAUAUCAUCCCUUUAACCGCGGCACGGUUGGCUCGCUAUCAAGUAUGUGUCAUCAUUAACCCUGAAAUGGCAGCCGAAGUCCCUACGGGGGAACACAACCCGCACACCAAUGUCGAACGGCGGCGAGAUGGCGAAGCCAGUGGCAGCAACGUCAACAACACUUUCUCUAUUUCCAGAGAAGAGCGGGCCGCAGCCCGCAAGACCAUGGUCAACAACACCUACCUCCCCGACGGUGUAUCGGCAGGCACCCUCAAUGCCUACCGCACUAUUCUCGAGAAGAACCGUUGUCGGAUAGCCAAGGAGCAAGCCAACCUCGAUCGAUGCUGGCAGGCAGCUAACCUAUCAAGUGAACAACGAAGGGAGCUAUCUUCCCUUGGGAGCACCUCUAAGAGCAACCAGGCCCCCGGUAGGUAUGACCCAUGCAUCCCACACCUCUCAGAGGUAGACACAAGAGACAUCACAUCAAACCUCUCCAACUCCUUCAUGACAAUGGAUUCAGUAGGCAUCCUGAGGUCCAAAACAGUCAAGGGAGCAACCGCGCACAUCGCGGCACCUGAUCAACAACCAGCCGACACUUGA
Messenger RNA from Lolium perenne, 1242 nucleotides. Lineage: Eukaryota; Viridiplantae; Streptophyta; Magnoliopsida; Poales; Poaceae. The record is from RefSeq and is a predicted model, not a curated record.